ACAAAAAGAUACGGUCGCGAGUUAUGCUAACAGCUAACGUUUAUCAUGUAAAAUACAGCAAGACGUAGCGUAAAUUACACGGGUUGAACAUUUUAAUAUAAUUCUACGAGUUUCUGUAAGUAUAGCCAUGCGAACAGCUUUAAAACAUUGAAAUUUGUAGACCAAUUAAGGACGUUUUUAGGCUUCCGUAAGCAGCAUUUCCGGGGCGAGCUUUGCUAGAGCUGCCUGCAACACGUGUGGUAAACAAGCAUGGACGACUCGGAGGAAUGGAACGAUGUGGCUAAAAGUCCAAGUUUGAAGAACCUGACGGACGGAGGCUUCGGUGUUCUCAAAGACAAACAAUGCAAAGCUGUGCAGGAUUUAGUCCGAGCUCAUAUUGAGUCCUUCGACCAAGCCCUGGGUGAAGGACUCAAUCGCGUAGUGCAGUCCAUCCCGCCGCUUGAGUUCAUGUCGAAGGAAGUGCGCAUUGGCCUGACCUUUGUGGACGCCUGCGUCUUCCCGCCCGCCGUCUCCAAGGGCAGCGUGUGCCGCGAGACGCGGGUCUUCCCGGCCGAGUGUCGCGGCCGCAGGUGUUCGUACAGAGGCCGGAUAGUGGCGGACGUGAGCUGGUCUGUGAACGGUGUCCCUAAAGGAAUCAUCAAGCAGUCACUGGGGCAAAUUCCUAUCAUGGUCAAGUCCAAGCUCUGCAACUUGGACGGAAUGACGCCGCGGGAGCUGGUUAGCCACCACGAGGAGGCCGAGGAAAUGGGCGGCUACUUCAUCGUGAACGGCAUGGAGAAGGUGAUCCGCAUGCUGGUGAUGCCUCGGAGGAACUACCCCGUGGCCAUGUCGCGACCCAAGUGGAAGAGCAGAGGACCGGGAUACACGCAGUACGGUAUCUCCAUGCGCUGCGUCAAGGAGGAACACACGGCCGUCAACAUGAACCUUCACUAUCUGGAAAACGGAACGGUCAUGCUCAACUUCAUCUACCUCAAGGAACUUUUCUUCCUACCGCUGGGCUUCGCGCUUAAGGCUCUGGUGGAUCUGAGCGACUUUGAGAUCUUCUCCGAGCUCGUCAAAGGCGUGGAGGACAACUCUUUUUAUCGCAGCUGCGCGUGCGAGAUGCUGCGCCUGGUGUCGGAGGAGGGGUGCACGUCGCAAUCGGCCGUGCUCCAGUACCUGGGUCAACGUUUCCGCGUCAAGUUGUACCUGCCCGAGUGGUACACCGAUCAGCAGUGCGGCAGCUUUUUGCUAGACGAGUGCAUCUGCAUCCACCUGCGGACGGGCCCGGACAAGUUCCGGCUCCUGUGCUUGAUGACGCGCAAGCUCUUCGCCUUGGCCAAGCAAGAGUGCUUGGAGGAGAACCCCGACGGCAUCUCUUGCCAGGAGAUCCUCACUCCGGGACAGCUUUUCCUCAUGUUCCUCAAGGAGCGGAUGUCUGCGUGGUUGACGUCCGUCAAGUUGGCCUUUGAAAAGCGAGGAAGUCGCUUGAAGGGCAGCUGGACAGUGGAGAACGUCAUCAAGAUGUUCAACCUGGGAACGGACCUCACCAAACCUUUUGAAUAUUUGCUGGCCACCGGAAACCUCAGCUCUAAGAGCGGUCUGGGUCUCCUCCAGAAUACGGGUCUGUGCGUGGUGGCGGACAAGCUGAAUUUCAUCCGCUACGUGUCGCACUUCCGCUGCGUCCACCGCGGCGCCGCCUUCGCCAAGAUGCGCACCACGUCGGUGCGCAAGCUGCUGCCCGAGUCGUGGGGCUUCCUGUGCCCCGUCCACACGCCCGACGGCGAGCCCUGCGGCCUCAUGAACCACAUGACGGCCAGCUGCCGCGUGGUGACGGAGUCCGCGCCCACCGCCGGGCUGCUGGCGCUCGUCUGCGCGCUGGGCGCCACCCCGGCCGACGCCGUCCCCGCGCGUCCCUUCUCCGAGUGCUACCCCGUCCUGAUAGAUGGCGCUCUGGUGGGCUGGGCGGAAGCCGAGCUGGCGCCGGGAGUGGUGGAUGCGCUGCGUAGGUUUAAGGUCCUGCGGGAGAAGAAAGUCGCUCCCUGGACAGAGAUUGUCCUGGUGCCCAAGACGGGCAAAGCAAGCCUCUACCCGGGCUUGUUCCUUUUCACCACACCGUGCCGCAUGAUGCGCCCCGUGCGCAACUUGGAGCUGGGCAAGCGGGAACUCAUCGGGACCUUUGAGCAGCUGUACGUGGAAGUAGCCGUGACUGAAUCGGAGGUGCGGGCGGGCGUCACCGGCCACCAGGAGCUCUUCCCGCACAGCAUGCUCAGCGUGGUGGCCAACUUCAUACCGUACUCCGACCACAACCAGAGUCCCAGGAACAUGUACCAGUGCCAGAUGGGUAAGCAAACAAUGGGCUUCCCUCUCCACGCCUUCCUGGAGCGCUCGGACAACAAACUGUACCGACUGCAGACCCCUCAAAGCCCUCUGGUGCGUCCCUCCAUGUACGACCGCUACCAGCUGGACAACUACCCGAGCGGCACCAACGCCGUGGUGGCCGUCAUCUCCUAUACGGGCUAUGACAUGGAAGACGCCAUGAUCGUCAACAAAUCGUCGUGGGAGCGCGGCUUCGCCGACGGCUGCAUCUACAAGACGGAAAUGGUGGACCUGGCCGAUAAGGCGCGCGGCCAGGAGGGCGUGGUUUUCGGCGCCAAGCCGGGAGAUCCCAAGGUCAACGGGCGACUGGACGCCGACGGACUCCCGCCCGUCGGUGCCACGCUCAGCUACGGCGAUCCCUAUUACUCCUACGUCAACCUCAACACCGGCCAGGCCUUUGUCACCUUAUACAAGAGCAACGAGGCGUGCGUGGUGGACAACAUCAAGAUCUGCGGCAACGACGCCGGCACGGGCUCCUUCAAGCGCGUGUGCAUCACGGUGCGCGUGGCGCGCAAGCCCACCAUCGGCGACAAGUUCGCCAGCCGCCACGGCCAGAAGGGCAUCCUGAGCCGGCUGUGGCCGGCCGAGGACAUGCCCUUCGGCGAGAGCGGCGUCAGCCCAGACAUCCUCUUCAACCCGCACGGCUUCCCCUCGCGCAUGACCAUCGGCAUGCUGAUCGAGAGCAUGGCGGGUAAAUCGGCGGCGCUGCACGGACUGAGCCACGACGCCACGCCCUUCGCCUUCUCCGAGGAAAACUCUGCGCUGGACUACUUCGGCCAGGCGUUGCGCGCCGGCGGCUACAACUAUUACGGCACCGAGCGACUAUACAGCGGUACCAGCGGCCUGGAGCUGGAGGCCGACAUCUUUGUGGGCGUGGUUUACUACCAACGCCUCAGGCACAUGGUGUCCGAUAAGUUUCAGGUGCGCACGACGGGCGCUCGCGACAAGGUGACCAACCAGCCGGUGGGCGGCAGGAACGUCCAAGGCGGCAUCCGCUUCGGCGAGAUGGAGCGCGACGCCCUGCUGGCGCACGGCUCGUCCUUCCUGCUGCACGACCGCCUCUUCAACUGCUCGGACCGCUCGGUGGCGCGCGUGUGCGUGGACUGCGGCAGCCUGCUGUCGCCGCUGCUGGAGCGUCCGCCGCCCGCCUGGUCGUCGGCGCGCCACCGCCGCACCGUCUGCGCGCUCUGCGGCAAGAGCGACUCCGUGGACACGCUGACCGUGCCUUACGUCUUCCGCUAUUUCGUGGCCGAGCUGGCCGCCAUGAACAUUAAAGUCAAGCUGGACGUCAAGUGACCGCCGCCGCCACUUUGACCGUCCCAGUUGGAAUGGAUUUGACGUCUAUCGCUGUCAAUGAGUUAAUAAGCAAGCGGCUAAUUUAUGGGUUGCUAACUACAUGGUAAAAUGGACAGGACUGAAAUAGCGCAUUUUUCUGCAGGGUUACCAUGCCCAAAGCGCACACCAAUGGGGCUGGUGCCAACCCAUUGGAGGCAAAUCAGGGUUCAGUGCCUUAGCCCAAGGGCACUUCGACAGUGGGCAGUCGUAGCCGGGAAUCGAACCGCUGACCCUUCGGUCCAGCUACCAACUGCGCCACGGCUGCCCAACUAGCAAAUAUGUGUAUAUGUAUACAUAUUAGGGCUGCAGCUAUCGAAUAUUUUAGUAGUCGAUUAACCGAUGGACUAGUUAGUUCGAAUAAUCGAGUCAUCGGAUAAGAAACAUGAAAAAUUAAAAUACCUGAGCUGAGCCUCAAAUGGUAUAAUUUUUUUUUUUAAUGAGGAUCUAUGUACAACAGAAGAACAACUGGCUAACUUACAUAGGAAAAGUCCGCUUGCUUAAAUGCUAUAAAAUGCUAAAAUUUUAUUUACAAUGCUGUUAACAAAUGGUUCAGACACAUAUUCCCAAAAAAAUGGCUAAAUAUACCUGUAAACUAAAUUAUGAAUGCAUUAAAAAGCAUAAGCUCAAACAAAAACUUAGCUUAUUUUGGUCUUAACAGGGAGCAGUUGGAUUCAGCCAUGUGAAAAGAGGCAGACCAGAGGGCAGAGUAUCCACCCUAAUCAAUAAAACUAAAUGCAAACACUUUCAAAAUAAACCAUUACAACGCCACUUCAAGUAAACGAAUACUCGAAGCAACAAAAUUUAAUUCCAAUAUUUUUUUCUAAUCGAAUACUCGAGUUAUUCGAUUAAUCGUUGCAGCACUAAUAUAGAUGUGUGUUUAUAUGUAAACUAUAUGUGCAUACAGUAUAAGCUAUAUGAAUUAUGUAUAUAUACAGUGGGGCAAAUAAGUAUUUAGUCAACCACCAAUUUUGCAAGGUCUCCAAUUUGAAAAGAUUAGAGAGGCCUGUAAUUGUCAACAUGGGUAAACCUCAACCAUGAGAGACAGAAUGUGGGAAAAAAUCUGAUUUUUAAAGAAUUCACUUCCAAAUUAGUGGAAAAUAAGUGUUUGGUCACCUACAAACAAGCAAGAUUUCUGGCUGUCAAAGAGGUCUUAACUUCUAACGAGGCUCCACUCGUUACCUGUAUUAAUGGCACCUGUUUUAACUCAUCGGUAUAAAAUACCUGUCCACAACUUCAGUCAGUCACACUCCAAACUCCACUAUGGCCAAGACCAAAGAGCUGUCGAAGGACACCAGAGACAAAAUUGAGACCUGCACCAGGCUGGGAAGACCGAAUCUGCAAUAGGUAAAACGCUUGGUGUAAAGAACUCAACUGUGGGAGUAACUAUUAGAAAAUGGAAGACAUACAAGACCACUGAUAAGCUCCCUCGAUCUAAUGAUAAGAACGGUGAUCAAAAAUCCCAGAACCACACUGGGUGACCUAGUGAAGGACCUAGUGAAUGAGCUACAGAGAGGGCAGCGUAGGGUCGGUUGCCAACGGGCUUACAAUCACAAGGGAGUCACGUGAUUUCUGGUUUCUAGAUCAGAGCUGAUUUUUGAACACUCCACCCCUCCCAAUCUUAUAGACCCCACCACCCUUCUUUCCCUGGUCAACAGGCCCCCCACAUACAACUGACAAUAGCACCAACAUAUUCAUAGUGUAGACGUUUAAUGUAUUUCUUGUUGUGUUUUUGUGUUCUGUUCCCCCAUAACCCCUUCCUGUUCGAAAAAUAAAAAAUAAAGUAGAAAACUCUAUAAGAAAAAAAUUACAAUUUUUUUGAAAAAUCCUCACAAACCUGGUGUAAGAAUUUUUUCACUAUUUGCUUGAACACUGUUAAAUAGGGGAACACCAUUUGUUUUCAACCACCAGAUGUCCUCGGACUCCUCACCACACACCCAGGUCUCUUUGACUUUGGGACAUUUAUGGUUUGAUUCCUGAUGUUUUUGUAUCACUUCAUGUUUCAUUUGGGUCACUUCCUGUUGAUUUAGGGACAUUUAUAAUUCAUUUAAUGGUGUUUUUAUGUCGCUUCAUGUUAACUUUGGGGCAUUACGGGUCCUUUUCAUUUUUGGGGUGCUUUUAGGUCAAUUCCUGGGCAUUUUUGGGCACUUUCAUUUCCUUUUAAUUCUAAAGUAUUCUUGGGUCAUUUCCUACGAACAAAUAUUUAUUUACUGUCUGUUACCCUCCCACUUCAAUUGAAUUGGACAUCUAUUGCUGUCAAAGGCAGACAAAGACAAAUCCACAUUUUCUGGUGGAAAUAAAGACUGGUCAGAGUUUA
This is a messenger RNA of Corythoichthys intestinalis (scribbled pipefish), 6007 nucleotides long. It is a transcript of the gene polr1b, whose product is annotated as RNA polymerase I subunit B. Gene Ontology annotation, biological process: DNA-templated transcription. Gene Ontology annotation, cellular component: RNA polymerase I complex; nucleus. The transcript has 15 exons. NCBI's taxonomy places the organism in Eukaryota, Metazoa, Chordata, Actinopteri, Syngnathiformes, Syngnathidae. Gene Ontology annotation, molecular function: ribonucleoside binding; DNA binding. The coding region runs from base 250 to 3654 and encodes 1134 amino acids. The record is from RefSeq and is a predicted model, not a curated record.